Molecule: messenger RNA, 1184 nt
Organism: Leptopilina heterotoma
Lineage: Eukaryota; Metazoa; Arthropoda; Insecta; Hymenoptera; Figitidae
Gene: Noa36
Product: zinc finger protein 330 homolog
Exons: 5
Coding region: 120-1082 (320 amino acids)
Cellular component (GO): nucleus
Molecular function (GO): zinc ion binding; protein binding
Source: RefSeq, a predicted model, not a curated record
GUACGCGGCCUAAUCUAAGCUGUUAGCAGAUGUAGAGUUGUUAAUUUAUGUACAUAUGUAAACUUACACAUUUUGCAAUAUUUUGUAAUAAUAUAUUUUUAAUUAUAUAAAUAAACAAAAUGCCGAAGAAAAAAACGGGCCAGAGGAAAAAAGCAGAGAAACAGCGUUUAAGACAGAAAGAAAUACGAACUGGAAAGAGUCAACUGGAUUUAGCGAAAUUGCCUUGCAAUGCUGUCAUGGAAUGUGACAAGUGCAAUAGAAAACAAAAAAGUCGUGCUUUCUGUUACUUUUGUCAGAGUGUACAACGAUUGCCUAUUUGUGCACAGUGUGGAAAAAUAAAAUGUAUGCUAAAAACUGGUGACUGUGUCGUAAAACAUUCAAAUGUAUUUACAACUGGAUUGGGAAUGGUUGGGGCUAUUUGUGAUCAUUGUGAAGCCUGGGUUUGUCAUGGAAGACGUUGCCUCACUUCACACGCUUGUACUUGCCCGUUAAUGGAUGCAGUUUGUCAUGAAUGCGAGAGAGGCGUAUGGGAUCAUGGAGGAAGAAUUUUUCGUUGCAGCUUUUGUGAUUGUUUUCUUUGUGAGGACGAUCAAUUUGAACACCAAGCUUCGUGCCAAAUUCUCGAAGCCGAAAAUUUUAAAUGCCAAUCUUGUAAUCGCUUAGGGCAAUAUUCUUGUCUGCGUUGCAAAACUUGUUAUUGUGAAGACCAUGUGAGACGAAAAGGAUUCAAGUAUGAAAAGAAUAAAAGUAUUCCGUGUCCUAAAUGUGGUUACAACACUUCUCAGACUAAAGAUCUCAGCAUGUCUACUAGAACACAUAAAUUUGGGAGACAAAAUAUUGGCAGCGGAGCAUAUGAAUCUGAUGAGGAGAACAAUGGUUAUAGUAAUUACGGAUCUUCAAGCUACAAUUAUGGUACCAAUGACAAUUUAGACUAUGAAGAUGAUGAUGAUGAUGAUGAUGAUGAGGAUGAUGAUGAGGAUGAGGAUGAUGAUGAAGAUGAUGAUGAUUAUGAUAGUGAUGAAGAGAUUGAUAAUUCCAAAGAAGGUGACAAUGAAAAUAAAGUAAAGAAAGAGAAUCCAUGAAUAUAAAAUACUUAAUUUGAAAAAUAUAAAUUAAGAAUUUUAUUGAAAGUAAUAAAAUUUGGUAAAUUUCGAAUUUUUCUUCACACUUCUUCAAGUAAUGUA